CCCGGGUGUGGAUUCUGGGUUUGUCUUUUCUUGCUGGAGUUUGAGAGAUACAUAGUCUUGCUAUUCAAAGUAUUUUGCCAAUAUGCUACUUCAAUCUCUUAAGCUUGCUGGCCUAGUGGCUAUUGGCUUGCCUGCGUCUAGUCUUGGACGCACGAUCUCAAAGAGAUCUGUUUCCUCAGCUCAGGCGUGGAUGACUUCUAAUGACGGCACCUAUCAGCUUGCAAACUAUACUGCUCCAGUGCAAGGCUCUGGUAGCGGUUCCGGCAUCUCAUCGACUUGGAACCUGAGUGUAGAUGAUUCUUCGUCUGGACACAAGCAGACAAUUGACGGAUUUGGCGGUACCAUCACGCAUUCUACACCUGCCGUCACCGAUGCAACUGUGACUGUCUUCUCCGAGUUGAGUUCUGACCAGCAAACAGCCCUGCUGAACGACCUCUUCACUAGCACCACUGCCUCCGGCGCCUCCUUCAACCUCAUGCGUCACACCAUUGCCUCAUCUGAUCUCUCCUCCAGCGUCUACACAUACGACGACGCCAGCAACGCCGACACCAGCCUCAGCAGCUGGGACCUGACGUCCGCGGGCACCUCUAUGAUAAGCUGGAUCAGCAAAUUUGCCUCGGCGAGUGGUUCCCUGAAACUACUCGGAUCGUGCUGGAGCCCGCCGGGGUGGAUGAAACUGAACGGGGUGACGUCCGGCAGCACUAACAAUAACAAUCUUAACACGGACUACGCGGACGCCUAUGCCGAGUAUUUUGUCAAAUACAUCCAAGCGUUUGCCAACGGCGGUGUCAAUGUUGAUGCCAUCACCAUCCAGAAUGAGCCGCUCAAUAGCCAGUCGGGAUAUCCGACUAUGUAUUUGGACGCGGACAGUGCGACCAGUUUGAUUCAAAAUAAUGUUGGACCGGCAUUGGCGAAGGCCGGUUUGAAGACGGAGAUCUGGGCUUAUGACCACAAUACAGACGUCCCUAGCUACCCUCAGACUGUCCUUAAUGGCGCCGGCUCCUACGUCUCAAAUGUCGCCUGGCACUGCUAUGCUCAGAACAACAACUGGAGUGCCCUCACCGACUUCCACAACACCAAUCCAGACGCCACUCAAUAUAUGACCGAAUGCUGGACCUCGCCGACCAAUUCCUGGUACAGCACCAUCGACUUCACCAUGGGACCGCUCCAAAACUGGGCCGCUGGUGUAAUUGCCUGGACCCUCGGCACCGACACCAACUACAGCCCGCAUCUCUCCGGCGGCUGCUCAACCUGCAGAGGCAUCGUGACGGUCGACACGAGCAGCGGCAGCUACAGCAAGACGGCUGACUACUACUGGCUCGCGCAAUUCUCGCGGUUUCUUCCUCGCGGGUCCAUCGCCCUGAGCACUGGUGGGAGCUAUGACUACGGCAAUGGCGAUAAGGUCGAGGCGCAGGCCUUUGUGCAGCCCGACGGCACUAGGGUGGUUGUCAUCCAGAACGGCUUCAAUAAUGCGGUCGAAGUAACCGUGGCGUUUAGCAGUGGGGAGACGUGGUCGGGGCCGUUGUAUUCGCAGAGUUUGACAACCUGGUUGUUGCCUUAA
This is a messenger RNA of Talaromyces proteolyticus, 1561 nucleotides long. Its product is annotated as glycoside hydrolase superfamily. The transcript has 4 exons. Gene Ontology annotation, molecular function: glucosylceramidase activity. The record is from RefSeq and is a predicted model, not a curated record. Gene Ontology annotation, biological process: glucosylceramide catabolic process. Bases 83 to 1561 code for a protein of 492 amino acids. NCBI's taxonomy places the organism in Eukaryota, Fungi, Ascomycota, Eurotiomycetes, Eurotiales, Trichocomaceae.